GCAGUGACGUCAUGAUGUGUACAGUCCAGCCAAGAUGGCUGACAGUAUCCUGCUAAACCCGUUGUGGAAGAACUCAAAAAAACUUGCUUAUUACAACACUGCAAGACAUUCCAGGUGUUCUUUAGAAGAUGAACCCUCUAACUUGGACGAGAUGCCGCUGAUGAUGUCUGAGGAUGUUUUUGAGAAUGAUGAGAGUGACUACCACACCCUUCCUCGGGCCAGGGUCAACCAGAGACCUAGAGGCCUGGGGUGGUUCCUCAUGGGGGGCUGGAAGAUCCUCUGUGGCAGCUGCUGUGACUGCUUGGCUCGUACGUGUCGGAGGAAGAAGGAGCUGAAAGCCCGAACAGUGUGGCUGGGCCACCCGGAGAAGUGUGAGGAGAAGUACCCCAAGAACGCCAUCAAAAACCAGAAGUACAACCUUUUCACCUUUGUACCUGGGGUUCUCUACCAGCAGUUCAAGUUCUUCCUGAACCUGUACUUUCUAGUGGUGGCCUGCUCCCAGUUCGUGCCAGCCCUAAAAAUAGGCUACUUGUACACGUACUGGGCACCUCUGGGCUUUGUGAUGGCUGUUACAAUGGUACGUGAGGCAGUGGACGAGGUCCGACGGUACCAGAGGGACAAGGAGAUGAACUCCCAGCUCUACAGCAAGCUCACAAUGCGAGGUAAAGUUCAAGUGAAGAGUUCUGACAUACAAGUUGGUGACCUCAUCAUAGUUGAAAAGAACCAAAGGAUCCCUGCAGAUAUUGUAUUUCUAAGGACAUCAGAGAAGACUGGUUCAUGUUUCAUCAGGACGGACCAAUUAGAUGGAGAGACAGACUGGAAGUUGAAAGUUGCUGUUGUUUGCACACAAAGACUACCUGCUCUGGGGGACCUCUUCUCCAUCAGCGCUUAUGUCUAUGCCCAGAAGCCUCAGCUUGACAUCCACAACUUCGAGGGAAACUUCACAAGGGAAGACAGUGACCCUCAAAUCCAUGAGAGUUUGAAUAUUGACCACACCCUUUGGGCCAGCACUAUUGUGGCAUCUGGCACAGUGAUAGGGGUGGUGAUCUACACAGGCAAAGAGACCAGGAGUGUACUGAACACUUCCUCCCCCAAGAAUAAGGUGGGUCUGCUGGACCUGGAGCUGAACCGCCUCACCAAGGCUCUGUUCCUGGCUCAGGUGGUCCUAUCUGUUGUCAUGAUAGUGCUGCAGGGCUUUGUGGGCCCCUGGUUCCGCAACCUGUUCCGCUUCAUCGUGCUCUUCUCCUACAUCAUCCCCAUCAGCUUGCGUGUCAAUCUGGACAUGGGGAAGUCUGCCUAUGGUUGGAUGAUCAUGAAAGAUGAGAACAUCCCUGGUACUGUGGUACGGACCAGUACCAUCCCUGAAGAGCUGGGCCGCCUGGUGUACCUACUGACUGACAAAACAGGCACUCUAACACAGAACGAGAUGAUCUUCAAGCGGCUGCACCUGGGGACAGUGUCCUAUGGGACGGACACCAUGGACGAGAUCCAGAGCCAUAUAGUGCAGUCAUACGCACAGACCCAGCAGUCCAACGGCAGCAACAGCAGCACCAGCUCCACCGCGUCCAGGAAGCCCCAGCCAGCCCCGGCCCCCAAGGUCCGCAAGAGCGUCAGCAGCCGCGUCCACGAGGCGGUGAAGGCCAUCGCGCUGUGCCACAACGUCACACCCGUCUAUGAGUCCUUCGCCAGCGUCAAUGGGGAGACUGAGUCCACUGCCGCCGAGGCCGACCAGGACUUCAGCGACGACAACCGCACCUACCAGGCCUCCAGCCCUGACGAGGUGGCGCUGGUGCGGUGGACGGAGAGCGUAGGCCUGACUCUGGUGAACAGGGACCUGACCUCCCUGCAGCUGAAGACCCCAGCAGGACAGAUCCUAACCUACAACAUCCUGCAGAUCUUCCCCUUCACCUCCGAGAGCAAGAGGAUGGGCAUCAUCGUCCGUGAGGAGACCACAGGUGACAUCACAUUUUAUAUGAAGGGCGCUGAUGUUGCCAUGGCGUGUAUCUUGCAGUACAAUGAUUGGCUGGAGGAGGAGUGUGGGAACAUGGCUAGGGAAGGGCUUCGGACCCUGGUGGUGGCUAAGAAAUCCCUGUCUGAGGAGCAGUAUAUAGACUUUGAGAACCGGUACAACCAGGCCAAGCUGAGUAUGAAUGACCGGGCUCUGAAGGUGUCAGCGGUGGUAGAGAGUCUGGAGAGGGAGAUGGAGCUUCUGUGUUUGACUGGGGUUGAGGACCAACUACAGGCCGACGUCAGGCCAACCCUGGAGCUCCUCAGAAACGCUGGGAUCAAGAUAUGGAUGCUGACUGGGGAUAAGCUGGAGACAGCUACUUGUAUCGCUAAAAGCUCCCAUUUGGUGUCCAGAAGUCAAGAUAUUCACGUGUUCAGAUCGGUCUCCAACAGAGGAGAGGCCCACCUGGAGCUCAAUGCCUUCAGAAGGAAACACGACUGUGCUCUGGUCAUCUCUGGCAACUCUUUGGAGGUGUGUCUGCGGUACUACGAGCAUGAGUUUGUGGAGCUGGCGUGUCAGUGUCCGGCGGUAGUCUGCUGUCGCUGCUCCCCCACUCAGAAAGCCCAGAUCGUCCACCUGCUCAAGCAGCACACAGCCAACAGAACCUGUGCCAUAGGUGAUGGAGGUAAUGAUGUCAGUAUGAUCCAGGCAGCAGACUGUGGUAUUGGUAUUGAAGGAAAGGAGGGGAAGCAGGCAUCCCUGGCGGCAGAUUUCUCCAUCACUCAGUUUAAGCACAUUGGUCGGCUGCUCGUGGUGCAUGGCAGGAACAGCUACAAGCGCUCAGCAGCCUUGGGCCAGUUUGUCAUGCACAGAGGCAUGAUCAUAUCAACUAUGCAGGCAGUGUUUUCCUCCAUUUUCUACUUUGCAUCAGUCCCUUUGUACCAGGGUUUCCUCAUGGUUGGGUAUUCUACCAUCUACACGAUGUUCCCUGUGUUUUCCCUGGUGCUGGACCAGGACGUGAAGCCAGAGAUGGCCCUGCUGUACCCUGAGCUUUACAAAGACCUCACCAAGGGUCGUUCCUUGUCUUUCAAAACUUUCUUCAUUUGGGUGUUAAUCAGUAUUUACCAAGGUGGCAUCCUGAUGUACGGCGCACUGCUGUUGUUUGAGUCGGAGUUUGUGCACGUGGUGGCCAUCUCCUUCACUGCGCUGAUCCUCACCGAGCUGUUCAUGGUGGCGCUCAACAUCCGUACCUGGCACUGGCUCAUGGUACUGGCAGAGUUCCUCAGUCUGGGCUGCUACAUAGCCUCGCUCGCCUUCCUCAACGAGUACUUUGGCAUAGGCAGGGGGUCCUUUGGAGCUUUUCUGGACCUGGCCUUCAUCACAACGCCAGCCUUCCUGUGGAAGGUAUCAGUGAUCACCGUCGUCAGCUGCCUUCCUCUCUAUAUCAUCAAAUACCUGAAGCGCAAGUUCUCACCACCAAGCUACUCCAAGCUGUCCUCUUGAGUCAUCUCCUACUUCACACUUCCUCUAAGAAUUUUUCUUACUCUCUACGAUCCAACCUUUCUUUUCAGUGCUUUUUUUUGACU
Messenger RNA from Coregonus clupeaformis (lake whitefish), 3534 nucleotides. Its product is annotated as probable phospholipid-transporting ATPase IIB. Gene Ontology annotation, biological process: phospholipid translocation; endocytosis; retrograde vesicle-mediated transport, Golgi to endoplasmic reticulum. NCBI's taxonomy places the organism in Eukaryota, Metazoa, Chordata, Actinopteri, Salmoniformes, Salmonidae. Gene Ontology annotation, cellular component: plasma membrane; endosome; trans-Golgi network. The record is from RefSeq and is a predicted model, not a curated record. Gene Ontology annotation, molecular function: ATP hydrolysis activity; magnesium ion binding; ATPase-coupled intramembrane lipid carrier activity.